Messenger RNA from Eurytemora carolleeae, 2988 nucleotides. It is a transcript of the gene Mcm2, whose product is annotated as DNA replication licensing factor mcm2. The transcript is spliced from 12 exons. Gene Ontology annotation, biological process: double-strand break repair via break-induced replication; mitotic DNA replication initiation; DNA replication. The record is from RefSeq and is a predicted model, not a curated record. Gene Ontology annotation, cellular component: MCM complex; nucleus. NCBI's taxonomy places the organism in Eukaryota, Metazoa, Arthropoda, Copepoda, Calanoida, Temoridae. Gene Ontology annotation, molecular function: 3'-5' DNA helicase activity; single-stranded DNA helicase activity; single-stranded DNA binding. Bases 25 to 2724 code for a protein of 899 amino acids.
UAUUUCCAGAGUGAAUAAUCCAAAAUGUCGGAGAUCGCUACCUCGCCCUCGGCAAACCUCUCCGAUACGGAACCUGAGACUCCGAACAGCAGGGUUGGGCGUGAUGGACGACGAGGAUUAGAUCGUGAAUCGUCUCCCGGACUUGAUCUUCCAGCUUUCGAGGAUGAGGAGGGUCGGGACGAUAUUGAAGAGGACGAAGAGGAGGGGGAGAAUCUGUUUGGAGAUGAUAUGCUGAACGAUUAUAGAGAGAUGCCAGCGCUUGACAGGUUUGAUCCUGAGAUGCUUGAUGACGAUGAGUACGAGGCAAUGACUGAAGGGGACCGGCAGGCAGCUGAAGCUCUCAUGAAACGGCGGGAUCGUGAGGAGGGACGAGAAGGACGACUGCGACGAGGAUUGCUCUACGACGAUGAUGAUGAUGAUGACGAAGGAAUGACUAAAGUUAAACGUCGUCGUGCCGCAGAAAUGGCCGCCAUGGAAGAUGAGCCAAUGUUUGAUGAAGGAGAUGAAAGUGUAGAGAACCUGGAAGAUACAAAGGGAAGACCAGUUAGGGAGUGGGUUGUAAUGACUGCUCCUCGUCGUGAGAUAAAAAACCGGUUCAAGAACUUGUUGAGAACCUAUGUUGACGCGAAAGGAAACAAUCUGUAUCAUCGUCUUAUCCAGGAUAUGUGUUCAGCUAACAAAUCCAGCUUUGAGGUUGAUUAUAAUAUUUUGAGUGCUAACUGCUAUGUCCUCGCAUAUUUCCUGCCGGAGGCUCCAACCGAGAUGCUGCAGAUCUUCGACGAGGCCGCAAAGGAAGUAGUGAUGAGCCUGUAUCCUUACUAUGACCGGAUCACCAAAGAAAUUCACGUGAGAAUAUCGGAGCUUCCGCUUAUCGAUGAACUGAGACAGCUUCGGCAACGCCAUCUCAACCUGUUAAUCCGGACAAAUGGUGUAGUAUCGGCUACUACCCCUGUUCUCCCCCAGCUAUAUAUGGUGAAGUUUGACUGCACCAAGUGUGGAUAUAUUCUAGGACCUUUCUACCAGAAUCAGGAGAAAGAGGUGAAUCCUGGAACAUGUCCUGAAUGUCAGUCUCAAGGUCCCUUUGCUAUAAACCAGGAAGUGUCCCUUUACAAGAACUAUCAGAGAAUUACUAUUCAGGAGGCACCAGGGAAAAUCUCAGCCGGUCGUCUGCCAAGAUCUAAGGAUUCGAUCCUCACAGGAGAUCUCUGCGAUCGUUGCAAACCCGGAGAUGAAAUUGAGAUCACAGGUGUGUACAGUAAUCAGUAUGACAGCUCCCUGAACACCAGGCAGGGGUUCCCUGUAUUUACAACCAUUAUCAUGGCAAAUCAUAUUCUUAAGAAGGACGAAGCAUCGGAGGCCGACCGUCUCACAGACGAGGACAUCAAGGCCAUCAAUGCACUAUCCAAGGAUGAGACUAUUGGAGAGCGUAUCAUUGCUAGCAUUGCGCCUUCUGUGUUUGGUCACGAUGAUAUCAAGCGGGCGCUAGCUCUGUCUCUGUUUGGAGGUGUGAGCAAAAACCCUGGAGAGAAACAUAAGAUUCGUGGGGAUAUUAAUGUUCUUCUAUGCGGAGAUCCUGGAACUGCAAAAUCCCAGUUCUUGAAAUAUAUUCAGAAUAUUGCUCCGAGGGCGGUGUUCAGUACGGGGCAGGGCGCCUCCGCUGUCGGUUUAACCGCCUACGUGGCCCGGUCCCCCGUGACCAAGGAGUGGACCUUGGAGGCUGGUGCGCUAGUGUUAGCCGACAAGGGAGUUUGUCUGAUUGACGAGUUUGACAAGAUGAAUGAUCAGGAUAGAACCAGUAUUCACGAGGCUAUGGAACAGCAGAGUAUUAGUAUCAGUAAGGCUGGUAUUGUCACCAGUCUCCAGGCUAGGUGUUCUGUCAUUGCCGCUGCUAAUCCCAUCGGAGGAAGAUACGAUACAAGCAUGACUUUCAGCGAGAAUGUAGAUCUGACUGAACCUAUUCUCUCCAGGUUUGAUAUUCUCUGUGUGGUCAAGGAUACAGUGGAUCCUAUUUUAGAUGAAAACCUGGCUAAGUUUGUCGUAGGCAGCCACAUGAGAUCCCAUCCUCAGGCUGACGAGGCUGAUGUGGAGAACAUGAGGAAAAUAGAGGCUGAACUGGAGAACACAAGCAGCCUUGCUCACGUUCAGAAAAUCCCCCAGGACCUUCUCAAGAAAUAUAUCCUCUACGCUAGAGAGAAGAUCCAUCCCAAACUGCAUCAGAUGGAUCAGGAUAAGGUUGCCAAGGUUUACAGUGAACUAAGAAGAGAGAGUAUGUCUACUGGUAGUGUACCUAUCACAGUGCGUCAUAUUGAAUCUAUGCUCCGUAUGGCGGAGGCAAAUGCUAAGAUGCAUCUUCGUGAACUUGUCACCCAGGACGAUAUCAGUAUGGCGAUCAGAGUCACACUUGAGGCUUUUAUCAGCACACAGAAGCAUAGUGUAAGCAAGAGUAUGUCUAGAACAUUUGCCAAAUAUAUGACCUUCAAGAAGGAUAACAACGAGCUCCUUCUUUACUUGCUCCGAGGACUUGCCAACGAUCACGCCACCUACAUGAGGAACAGAUACGGGAGCUCCGAGGUAUCAUUGGUUGAGAUCAACGAGAAGGAUUUGGCGGAUAAAGCCAGAGGGAUUAACAUUCAAAAUCUUCAACCUUUCUUUAACUCGCAAAUCUUCAAGGCGAACAACUUCAGCUACGAUGAAAAAAGGAAAUUGAUCCAACAGAGGCUGUAGAGAAAUCAAAAAAUCUUAAAAGUACAAUUCCUCUGGAAAUAUUACGCUUAUGAAACUUAAGUUUCAUCAUAAAUUGUAAAGUAAUCGGGGAAAAAAGUACAAUUUAUGAUGCCUUAGAAAAUAUUACGCUUUUACGAUGUAUAAUCUGAACAAAUUAUUACGCUUACUGAAACCCAAAUUAACAGAAACUGUGGUUAAUAUAUUUUUACCAGUAUUUACUCUUUUUUACAGAAUUUUAUAUGAAUAAAAACUUAUUCAUUUACU